UGAAAAGUGAGUGAGUGAGAGAGAGAGAGAGAGAGAGAGAGAGAGAGAGAGAGAGAGAGAAAAGAGAGAGAGAACAAGAGAGAGACACUCUUUGUCCCUCACUCCAAGUUCCUCCGGCAGCCCAGGCCGAUAUUCUUGGCUUGGAUGCAGCACUCAUGACAGGAUUAGGAGCCUGGGACACGGGACCAACCGGAGAUCUGCAGGUUCUAAUAGACGAACCCGGGCCAGAUUCUCACUCUGCACGGUUCUGACCGGGCUCCUGUGUCCCUCCACUAUCUCCAAUACAUCGACCCAGUUACAGAGAGCCCUUCUGUCCUCUCCCAUCAUGCGUCUCCUCACCAUCGUCGUUCUCCUGCUGCUCCUUCGGUCAGCUGAACCUCGGAGAGGCCCCUGGUCAAAGGGUACAGAGAAGGGCACCAGGGGCCGUGUGAGAGGCAGAGGAAGGGCCGGCGUCAUGAGGCGUCAAACUCAGGAAUGCAAGGAGUACAUGGAGGCGGGAGAGAAGUAUCUGGACUGCCAGGAUAGGCAGCUGACUUUGGUGAGGCCGGACUGGCCCAAAGACAUUCACCACCUUUUGCUGGGAAGAAAUAAGAUUCAGGUUCUAAGUGAUAACAUGUUCGCCCAGUUCACCCAGCUGAAGAGCCUGGAUCUUCAGCAGAACGCCAUCUCCGUGAUAGAAGACGACGCGUUCAGUGGCCUCUCCCAGCUCACCACCCUCCUUCUCCAGCAUAACCGCAUCAGGACAGCCUCAGAGGAGGUCCUCCUACCCUUACCCCGCCUCAGCUACCUCCGGAUUUUUGGCAAUCCCUGGACCUGCCGCUGCCCGCUGGACAGCCUGAUCAGGACCCUGCAGGUGCCCAGCAAUCGCCAACUGGGCAAUUACGCCAAGUGUGCCGAGCCUCGGUCUCUGAAGGGCCAGAAGCUCAAAAAGCUUAAGGCAGACUUGCUGUGUGCUGAGGACAACAGGCCGGAGUCCCAACCAGAGCGUCCUUUCGUUAAGCCCGAUGCGCCGUCCCUUUGCCACCUCAAAUAUCCCGGUUUCCUGCUGGACUGCAGGCAUAAAGAUCUGAAUCAUAUACCACCGGAAUUGCCAUUUGAAGUAGUGGGGAUGGACAUGUCCAAUAACAUCAUCAAACAUCUCAGGCCCAAUCAAUUCCUGCUGUCUAAAGACCUCAAGCUGCUCAACCUUAGCAGCAACAACCUGCAGCACAUAGACAAAGCUGCUUUUGCAGGCCUGCUGCACCUCCGCGAGCUCGAUCUGUCCAACAACAGCCUACACCACUUCCAGUACGGCGUACUGGAGGAUCUGUACUUCCUACGGAGGCUGGCGCUGGACAACAACCCGUGGAUCUGCGACUACAACAUCCACUACUUGAUGUACUGGCUCAAGCACCACCCCGGCGUCUCGUACUCCGGCCUGAUCUGCUCCCAGCCGCUGGAGUUCAGGGGCUGGCGAGUGGAAGACUACAUCAAAACCUACAACGGGGAAUGUCCCGUGGAUAAACAGAUGGAGGAGAACGACACUGGGCAGGGAGCGCAAGGAGGGUCAGAGAACGAAGUGGAGGAGAUGAUGGGGGAGAUGGGCGAGGGACAAGGGCAGCUUCUACCCCAGCCAAUAAAGGAGAAAAAGCCCAACGAAUAUCAGAUCAUCAAGCUGAGCUAGACUAGAACUGGUAUGGUCAGAUGUGAGAGAGGUAUAAACAACACGAUUGACAUGCAGGUCAGAGGUCAACAUACAUUAAUAAAGGCAGAUUAGAGGAUUAAAUGUUUGAGAAAAUGUCAUGAGGAGUACAAGAUUAGGGAAAAGUCUUUCGUAACCAAACAAUUUCCAUCCUGUUUAAGUAACAGAAAAUGUAUGGAUGAUGAUUACGUUUUUUUUUUUGGUACAUUUAUUUGUUUACUUCUCGUGUCUCUUCACUUUUCAAAUGAUGGACAAGGAGACCGUUAUUUCUAUUUAUCUUCUGUAAGAGCAUUCCCAAUUCAGUCAGUUUUUGAUGCAGAACCCUGACAUUCCCACCAGGCCACUGGAAAAUGGCCUCUUUUUUUUUCCCUCUGUUACAGUAACUUUGGGAUCAGGAUACAUAUGCUUUCUUGGUUUAUUUGUUACCAUUUGGUCGUUUCCCACAUUACUGUCUGACAAUUUCUGUCUGUUUUCUGGAAAUAAAUUUGGUCCCAUUCUGCUAA
Messenger RNA from Fundulus heteroclitus (mummichog), 2184 nucleotides. RefSeq names its product leucine rich repeat containing 17 (gene lrrc17). Lineage: Eukaryota; Metazoa; Chordata; Actinopteri; Cyprinodontiformes; Fundulidae. The record is from RefSeq and is a predicted model, not a curated record. Gene Ontology annotation, molecular function: protein binding. The transcript is spliced from 5 exons. Gene Ontology annotation, cellular component: plasma membrane. The coding region runs from base 326 to 1663 and encodes 445 amino acids.